AUGACAGAUAAUGCUCGCCACCUGGAUAAGAAGUGGGGAGCUGACUAUGGGAAAAUGGGAGCAACGCAGUUUUAUGAGAGCAUAUUCGACUGUCACAGAGAAAGCAUUGAAAAUGAAAUAAGAAAGUUCGUUAAAGAGUUCGAG
Molecule: messenger RNA, 144 nt
Organism: Paraglomus brasilianum
Lineage: Eukaryota; Fungi; Glomeromycota; Glomeromycetes; Paraglomerales; Paraglomeraceae
Source: the annotation of a GenBank genome assembly